AGCGGCCAUGGAAGACCUGGGGGAAAACACCACCGUCCUAUCCACCCUGAGGUCUUUGAACAAUUUCAUUUCUCAGCGAGUGGAGGGAGGAUCUGGACUGGAUGUUUCCACCUCUGCCCAAGGUUCUCUGCAGAUGCAGUACCAACAAAGCAUGCAGCUGGAGGAGCGAGCAGAGCAGAUCCGUUCCAGGUCCCACCUCAUCCAGGUGGAGCGGGAGAAGACGCAGAUGGAGCUGAGUCACAAGAGGGCCCGCGUGGAACUGGAGCGGGCAGCCAGCGCCAGUGCCAGGAGCUACGAGCGCGAGGUGGACCGCAACCAGGAGCUCCUGACACGCAUUCGGCAGCUUCAGGAGCGGGAAGCCGAGGCGGAGGGGAAGAUGAAGGAGCAGCUGCAGCGCUACAGGUUGUGCCAGCAGAGCCUGGACGCGGCCAGCAAGAGGCUGCGGGACCAGGAGGACGGCCUGGCCGAAGCCGGCGAGACUGUCAGUGUGCUGAAGGGGAGGCUCUCGGACCUGCAGUGGAGCGUGAUGAACCAGGAGAUGCAGGUGAAACGCCUGGAGUCUGAGAGGCAGGAGCUGAAGGAGCAGCUGGAGCUGCAGCACAGGAAAUGGCAGGAAGCUAACCAGAAGGUUCAGGAGCUCCAGGCCAGCCAGGAAGCACGGGUGGGCCAAGAGCAGAGGAUUAAGGAUUUGGAGCAGAAGCUGACCCUGCAGGAGCAGGACGCUGCGGUCGUGAAGAGCAUGAGGUCUGAGCUGGCGCGGCUGCCCGCGGUGGAGACGGAGCUGCGGCAGCUGCGGGAGGAGAACGCCUGCCUGCGGGAGAUGCGGGACACCAACGGGCUGCUCCGGGAGGAGCUGGAGGGCCUGCAGCGGAGGCUGGGUCGGCAGGAGAAGAUGCAGGAAGCCCUGGUCGAGCUGGAGCUGGAGAAGGAGAGGCUGCUGACGAAGCUGCAGAGCUGGGAGAGGCUGGACCAGACCACGGGCUUAAGCAUCAGGACCCCAGAGGACCUGUCCAGGUUCAUCGUGGAGCUGCAGCAGCGCGAGCUCACCCUCAAGGACAGGAACAGCUCCAUCACCAGCAGUGCCCGGGGGCUGGAGCAGGCCAGGCUGCGGCUGCAGCAGGAGGUCCGCCAGCUCGGCAGCCAGCUGCUGGAGGAGAGGAAGAAGCGGGAGGUGCACGAGGCCCUGGCCCGGCGGCUGCAGAGGCGCGUCCUGCUGCUGACGAAGGUACGGGCCGCCGCUGCCGUGUCCACGCCACAUCCCCUGCCGUGUGUCUCACGUCACUCGAGCUUCCUGGGGUCAGGCUUGGCCGACCUCGACGCCAGCCUUGCAGGUGGCCCCACAGGGGAGACGCCUGGAUUGCAUUGGUUCACUGGUACAGAUCCCCCGCCGGGAGCCCUGGUGUACCGGGCGGCUCCUCAGCGGGGCCGCAUAUCUCCAACGCCGCAGGGUCCGCGGCCUCGAGGGCGGCCAGGCUGCCGCUUCCUGGUUGGAGCCGAGCACGUCCGCCCCCCACCCCCCACCCCCGCCCUCGGUGGCCCCGUGGGCUCGCACGGCAGCUCCCGCGUGGUCUGCGUGCUUCCUGCUCGAGGCACCUCCAGGGCGGCAGCUGUCGGGUCUCGAGGAUCCAGCCUCGGGACCGAGCUCCAUGCCCGGCCAGCUGCGCAGAGGGCGGGGGCCACGGAGGGGCGGUGUGCCCCCUGCUUCCGCUCGCUCUGCCCGGGAGACCUUGGUGUGCGGGCGCAGUCAGAGGCCUGA
Messenger RNA from Lipotes vexillifer (Yangtze River dolphin), 1756 nucleotides. RefSeq names its product mitotic arrest deficient 1 like 1. NCBI's taxonomy places the organism in Eukaryota, Metazoa, Chordata, Mammalia, Artiodactyla, Lipotidae. The coding region runs from base 8 to 1756 and encodes 582 amino acids. Gene Ontology annotation, biological process: mitotic spindle assembly checkpoint signaling; attachment of mitotic spindle microtubules to kinetochore. The transcript has 14 exons. Gene Ontology annotation, cellular component: kinetochore; nuclear envelope; mitotic spindle. The record is from RefSeq and is a predicted model, not a curated record.